Galeopterus variegatus (Sunda flying lemur) is the source of this 975-nucleotide messenger RNA. RefSeq names its product tumor necrosis factor receptor superfamily member 10A-like. NCBI's taxonomy places the organism in Eukaryota, Metazoa, Chordata, Mammalia, Dermoptera, Cynocephalidae. The record is from RefSeq and is a predicted model, not a curated record. Gene Ontology annotation, cellular component: cell surface; plasma membrane. The transcript has 7 exons. The annotation marks the transcript as partial. Gene Ontology annotation, molecular function: TRAIL binding. Gene Ontology annotation, biological process: TRAIL-activated apoptotic signaling pathway; positive regulation of apoptotic process.
GAUCCCAUUUAUCAGAAGAGAGUGGAGAUUGUCUGUCAUGCACAUAUGGUGUGGACUACACUGCUUAUUCCAACACCCUCCCUUCCUGCGUACUCUGCAUGGUUUGUAAAUCAGAUGAAGAGGAGAAAAGUCCCUGCACCACGACCAGAGACACAGUGUGCCAAUGCAAGCCUGGCACUUUCCGAGGAAAAGAUUCCCCUGAGAUGUGCCAGAAGUGCAGCACUAGGUGCCCCAAUGGGAUGGUCAAGAAGAGUCCCUGUACCUCCUUGAGAGACCUUGAGUGCGUCCCCGAAGAAUCAGGGAAUAAAAACAGAUUCAACUGGAUCACAGUCCCAGCCUUAUUAACGUUUGUGGCCUUGGUUGUUGGGAUGAUUUUACAAGGGAAGAAAAUAUUUCCUUACCUGAAAAACAUCUGUGCAGGUUCUGUCUUGUGGGACAAUGCCCACAAGAUCCUGAGCAGCACAUACUCACCAUCCAUCUCAGUCUCUGAGCAGGAGAUAGAAGGCCAGGAGCCAGCAGAACUGGAAGAUGUCACUGUACUAUCCCCAGGGGAGGCCAAGCAUCAGCUGGAACCUGCAGAAGCUGAAGGGUCUGAGACGAGCAGGAGGCUGCUGGAUCCAGCCAAUGGUGCCGACUCCAUUGAGAGUCUGAGGCUGUGCUUCCAUAGCUUUCCAGACAUCGUGCCCUUUAAAUCCUGGAACCCGCUCAUGCGGCUGGUGGGCCUCACCGAAAAUGAGAUCCAUGUGGCCAGAGCUCGUGCUGCAGACCCACAGGACGCCUUGUAUGAAAUGCUGGUGACGUGGGUCAACAAAACAGGACGGGGCGCCUCUGUCAACACCCUGCUGGAUGCCUUGGAGACGAUGGGAGAAAGACAUGCAAGGGAGACCAUUGAGGACCAGCUGGUGGGCUCCACAAGGUUCAUCUAUCGAGAAAGUGGAGCAGGCUCUGCUGCGACCUGAGUGUGAAGGAAUCUCU